AUGAACGUGGUGGUUACAGGCGCUGCCGGCUUCAUCGGCUCUCGAGUCGCUGAUUUCUUAUUAAAAGACGAUUCACCAAUAAAAGUAUCAAAAUUAGUUCUAGUAGAUAGUAUAAAACCACCAGAGAGAAAUGAUAAACGAGUGACCUGCCUUGCACUUGAUCUUACUGAACCAAGCGCUAUUGAUAAAGUGAUAACUGCUGACACAAAUAUAGUGUUCCAUUUAGCCGCUGUUGUAAGUGGACACGCUGAAGCAGAUUUCGACUAUGGAUUCAAGGUUAAUUUCGAUGCUACUCGGGCUCUAGUGGAAAGAGCACGUCAAGUAUCAUCAUCUAUACGUUUUGUGUUCUCAAGCACUUGUGGAGCGUUUAGCGGGUACCUUCCUCCUAUUGUCACUGAUGGAACGGCCACUACUCCGCAAUCGUCAUAUGGGAUAGCUAAAGCUAUGUGUGAAUUGCUACUCAAUGAUUAUGGUCGUAAAGGAUUCGUUGAUACCCGCGUUGUGAGAUUGCCUACAGUCAGUGUACGAGCUGGUACAGCUAAUAGAGCCGUAACGAGCUUUGCAAGUGGCAUCAUUCGGGAGCCUAUAAAUGGUGAAGAAGCGAUAUGCCCUGUGGACGAAGAUCUAAAACUCUGGCUGUCUAGUCCGUACACAGUUGUCUGGAAUAUUGUACAUGCAGCGACGAUAUCUCAAGAUGUUUUAGGGCCAUGGAGGGUGAUUAAUUUGCCGGGAAUCUGUGUUUCUGUACGUGAAAUGAUAACAGCGUUGCGUGAGGUCGCCGGUUACGAGACAGCUCAGUUGGUGCGUUUCGAACGUGACGAACUAAUUUCGCGUCUUGUUAGCAGUUUUCCGAGUUUGUUUGAUAAUACUCGGGGAUUGAAUUUGGGUUUCACUGUGGAUAAGAAUUUUGCAGACAUCAUACGCUUGUACAUUCGUCAAGAUUUAAAACUAAAAUAAUCUAUGUAAAUGUCUCAGUUGUUACGUUUGGAAAUUGUAUGGAGCAACGUUUGUUAAAGUUUAAAUUGUGUGAGAUUGUAAAUGAUUAAAAGGUUCCAUUUUGUUUAUUGUAUCCCGGCUAAAUCAUGCUGAAGUUACAUUUGUAGUGAAGUUUCAAGUUGAAUAAAUCAUUACGAAGAAUGACUUUAUAUAUUAUACGCAGAUUUUACUAUUUACUUUGUACACAGUACAAUAUUAGAUUGGUACACUGCCAGACACUUAAUAUAUUGAUAAUUUCAAAAUCGUAUUUUAUAAAAUAAAUAAAAAGUACAUUUUGUGUACUCAUUUUUAAUAAGCUUUGUUGUGGAUAUGCUGUGCAAGAGUAAUAAAAUAUAUUUUGCUGUAUUUCAUUUCUUUAUAUGAAUAAAGUUUUUAAGUAAA
This is a messenger RNA of Colias croceus (clouded yellow), 1377 nucleotides long. Its product is annotated as D-erythronate dehydrogenase-like. Bases 1 to 957 code for a protein of 318 amino acids. NCBI's taxonomy places the organism in Eukaryota, Metazoa, Arthropoda, Insecta, Lepidoptera, Pieridae. The transcript has a single exon. The record is from RefSeq and is a predicted model, not a curated record.